UUGAUAAGAUCUCUAUCCGAUUUCUGGGCUAAAAGACCGCUCGUCUUUGUGGAUAAACCCUCUGUUCCGCUACGCUGGCUCAGGGGUUUAAGGCUCUACCAAGCUCAAUUUUCGCACACUAAUAACCGGAAAAACGGUGAAAAUGAUAGCAUUGUAUUUCUCAACGAAAGAUUGCAUCUUUAUUGUUUGAUGUCUUUUCGAUUCGUACCAAGUGAAAAUGAUAGCAUUGGGGGGGCUUAUACUAUACAAUCAAGUCGAGCUCUUGAAAAAAAAAUAAUAAUAAAAAAAAAAAUCAACAUGGCCUCCACCAUCUUAACUCCGACUCUAACAACCAAUAAAAGCAUCCGAUACGUAAAGACGCCCAAUUAUUCGCCAAGGCAUUACAGCAAGAGGUGGGUUGUACAAGCAAAGAGGAUAGAAAAGCCAUUGGAGGAGCUUUACAAUGUGAAAGUCGAAAGAAAAGUCUCGAAGGACCGUUUGGCUGAGCUCGGGGUCUCCAAGUGGUCCGUGUGGAAAACAGGCAAGUGCAAGCUCCCUUGGGACUGGCACGUUGACCAGCUCGUGUACAUUGAGGAAGGUGAGGUGGCAGUUGUGCCUGAAGGAAGUGAGCAGUACAUGAAGUUCAAUGCAGGGGACCUCGUAAGGUACCCUAAGUGGUUUGAGGCUGAUCUUUAUUUCAACGGUUUCUAUCAAGAACGGUACAGCUUCCGAGCAUAUGGUGAUGAUUGAUAUGGUGAUUUAUGGAUUUUUUUUUUAUUUUUUAUUUUU
Messenger RNA from Striga asiatica, 768 nucleotides. The record is from the annotation of a GenBank genome assembly. NCBI's taxonomy places the organism in Eukaryota, Viridiplantae, Streptophyta, Magnoliopsida, Lamiales, Orobanchaceae.